Molecule: messenger RNA, 1400 nt
Organism: Coregonus clupeaformis (lake whitefish)
Lineage: Eukaryota; Metazoa; Chordata; Actinopteri; Salmoniformes; Salmonidae
Gene: cenpk
Product: centromere protein K
Exons: 11
Coding region: 122-985 (287 amino acids)
Biological process (GO): kinetochore assembly; mitotic sister chromatid segregation
Cellular component (GO): nucleus
Source: RefSeq, a predicted model, not a curated record
CUGGCGGUAUUUUGACAACAUAAAUUAAAUGAACUAGCUAGCCAGUCGUGAAGUUGACAGCUGUAUGAUAUAGUGAAAUACUAUACGUUUUAAGAAAAUAAGCCAGCUAAAUAUUUCAAAUAUGAGUUCCAACGAGGUACAACAGGAGAAUGGACAGCCACUGGACACAGAGUCAGAGGUCCAGGAUACUCCAGCACCACCUGCCAUUCCUUUCUACACAGAGUGCUCGGAGGCUGCACAGGCAGAACUGGUGAAUGAGUGUGAAGAGCAGUUUGCCCAGCUGCAGAUGCUUCAGAACGAGAUCAUUCUCGCAGAGCCAGACUCGGAUGAAAACCCACAAGAACAGUCUGUGAAUAGAUUGACAGCUGUAGCAGCUGAGCUGAAGCAGUGGCAGACAAUACAGCCAGAACUGUUGUCCACAAAUCCUGAGGUGUUACUCGCCGUUGGAGCAGAGGAGUUACAGAAGCUGAAUUCACAACUGGAGUUGGUCCUCUCCUGCUCACAAGCCAAGAGAGACACUCUGAGAGAGACUUUAAAAAAUGAACAGAAGUGGUUGGGGGAAAAGAAGGAAGUGUUGAGGGCAGGCACUGAACAUGUGGUCAAACAGCGACUGGAAAACGAAAGGUUAUCAGAACACAGUGUGUUGCAGGACACCAAGAAGAAGAUCCAGAAGAUGAAGGAUUACCAGGACAGACUGAUGGAGACCCUGGCAGAUGUACUGGAGGAACACUUCCCACUUCCUACACAAGAGACCAACGCUAACAAGAAGAAAAAGAACAUUCCUCAAGAGCUGAACGAGAAUCUAAUUUCGCUCAAUGAAAUCCUGGAGCUGCUGAUGAACAAGACUUUGGAGACGCCUCACGAUCCCUACAUAUUGACAGACGAGACGUUCUGGCCCCCGUACACAGAGAUGCUGCUGCGCUACGGCAUUGCACUGAGACACCCAGAGGACUGUUUCAAGAUCCGCCUGGAAACCUUUUAUUAACAGGAACUGGUCAGACAUUUUGGAUCCAGUUUGGUCAGCGUGUAUAGCAGCCUGAUCCCAGAUGUUUAUGUUGUCUUGCCAUCUCAUUGUCAUGCCAUCUACCAUAAGUGUUGGUUAUGCAGUACAAACAGAUCUGGGACCAGGCUUGGUGUAUAGUAAUAUCAUGAGUAUGUAUUGAGAUAGUGGCUUGAUACGUCACUGGUUUAUAGUGUUAUUUCCUGUAUGUUUCACAAUACAUUAACCUUUUGUAUGUUUUUUUAUAUGUUAAAGAUGGGAUGUUGCUCUCUCUGGCUACUGGAACACAAUGUGAUUAUGCAUACUUUGGAUAUGGGGAAACCUUAAAUUGUUAUUGUGUAUAUAUUUCCAUGUAUCAAUGUAUGUCAGAUUUGUUCUUAAUAAAAUGAAAAAUCAUAAC